ACGCCUUUAUACUGAACAGCUUUCUGUUCGUGUAGGUCUUUGAAACGCUCAGAUUUCUCAGGUCGUAGUUCAUGAAAACAUCCCGUGAGGCAAAACUUUAACUUUUACUAUGAGUUCAUUUCUAACAUAGGAAACAUCUAGCGGAACAUCAACCAGAAAUUCACAAUGCUUCGCAGAUAUUGGGAAAUCUUUUUAAUAAUAUAUUUCUCUUUCAUGUGCGUUGUAGUUGACACCGUAUCAGUGCAUCAACCACAACACCCUAGUGUGUCUUGGGAGACCAACCAUUUCUCUGUGACUGCACAGUGGAGUGAGCCAGCUGUCUUAGAUGCAGGGUGUAAAGCAACCUACAAUGUUGAACUAUAUUCCAUGAAAUGUCCUCCUGAGAAGGCGUCAUACAUAAGUGAAUGGCCAACACAGGAGCUGAAUUAUACAUGGCACAUUUAUGAAGUGAUUGAUGCAAAGUGCGUUGCCCUUCAUACAAUCUUUCAGGGCUGUGGAAACAAAACAUACAGCAAUCAAGUUUACAAAGACAUCCCUCAACCUCAAGUGAAGAACAUCAGUUGUGUUUAUUAUGCUGAAAAGAAGAUGAACUGUACCUGGAAUUUAAUCAGUAAUACUUCUGAUCUCCAGUUCUUUUAUAGUGAUAAAAAAGACAGCCUAAAGCCCUGUGUCGUCUACACUGGAAAUGGCCCCAUGAGGACAGGGUGUCACCUGUAUGGUGAAGAUUUUCUUUCAUAUGACUGGUUAUACAUUCUUUUCAACGGAACGCAUGAAGGCCGCCCCAUUCGGAACAUGUUUUUGAAAAACCCAAGAGAAUCUGUGACAUCACAGCCACCCAAACUUCACAUCACUAGGGACAGAGAUCUUCUUGUCUUUCAGUCAAGCCGUCCAGAUUUCAAAGAAGAAUGUUGGUUGUACAUCUUUCACAUUAAUAAAUGCAGUGAGGGUGAUCAAGUGCAUACAGGAGAUAAACAUUCCAAUUGGUCAGUACGUGUACCAUACGAUGAAGCCUGCAGAUACACAGUUCGAGUGCAGGCGAAUUACAGUUAUUUAUGUGGCAAGGGAGCAAGUGACUGGAGUGAACCUGAGGAUUAUGGUGCUAAUAAUGAUCCACUCUGGAUUUUGAAGGCAACUGUCGUAGUCAUCCCUGUAAUAAUGUCCUGCUGCCUCUUAAUGGCCCUAAUUUUAUUUAGAAGAUACAAAGAUAAAAUUCUCCCCAAAGUGCCUGAACCAUCACUAUUAUUCAGUGAUGUGUUUAAUGAUAAGAAUGAAGGAAAGAUAACUAAGGACCUGCAUGUGGACAGAAUCUAUGUGCCUUCAGAAGAGGUGGUGGAGACAACACUCCAUCUGGAGCCGAAACACCUCAAAGCAUAAAAGCACCUUUUUAUGCAAAGCAGAUUUUAAAAAAAUGUAAAUAUAACAGCUCCAUUAAUAUGAAAAUAUUGUUCAAAUAUAAUUUGUACAGCAACUGUUUUAUUUCAAGACUUUCAUUGUACUGUGGUUGGGAAAAUGCAUUACUCAUAGUCAUAGGAAAUUAUGUACCACACUUGGCAUCUCCAGGUUAGAAUCAGGAACAGUCUAUGUUUCUUUACUGGAAUACUGCUCUGCUUUUGAUCUCUCAUCUUGCCUCUUUUUGUCUGCAUGUUCCUCAAGAUCACAGGGUUUGGCCUGAUGUAUGAAAGGUUGUCUAGUUUUUUAACAUGAGAGAAUGGUGUUUCAUUGCACGUACACAUAAACAUAUAGAUGUAAAAGAAUAAACACACAAUCCUGUUGUUUACAUCUACACAUCUACAGCUACCUGCUUCUCACCCUCAGUGGUAAGUUCUGAGAAGUCCAUAAGAACUUUUUUUUUCUUCCUGUUUUCCAAACAGGUGUAGUGUCAGUAUUACUCAGUCCUAUCUCUCUCACCUAGUCUUACACCUGGAGAACAGAUUUAUUAUGGACUGUUUAUAGAAAGGCCUUGAACUAUGAAGGCCUUUAUUGUUGCAAUACAAUGGCUUGGGUUUGCCUUACUGUUUUCCAAUAAAAGAUUCAAAAGCAAA
Molecule: messenger RNA, 2042 nt
Organism: Electrophorus electricus (electric eel)
Lineage: Eukaryota; Metazoa; Chordata; Actinopteri; Gymnotiformes; Gymnotidae
Product: cytokine receptor common subunit gamma-like
Biological process (GO): cytokine-mediated signaling pathway
Cellular component (GO): external side of plasma membrane
Molecular function (GO): protein binding; cytokine receptor activity
Source: RefSeq, a predicted model, not a curated record